Molecule: messenger RNA, 1485 nt
Organism: Ambispora leptoticha
Lineage: Eukaryota; Fungi; Glomeromycota; Glomeromycetes; Archaeosporales; Ambisporaceae
Source: the annotation of a GenBank genome assembly
CAGAGAUUAUCGAUCGAUGGCGUCUAGAAUUUUUAUCUAUUAUUAAUAUUUUCAUUAAAGUUGAUGCUUUAUGGCCUAUUCCUAAAAAAUGGUCUAGAGGGGUAACAACAUUAAGGAUUUAUCCUAGUCUAAAAAUCACCGUCAGCAAUCACUUUUCGGACCCAUUCAUCCAACAGGCAAUCCAUGCAGCAACUCAACGCCUUCAAGAUUUUUUGACAGACGAGAAAUUUUCUCCACCAAAUAAAAAUAAUUUUCCGGAAGAAGUAUCUUACAGAGUGCUGGAAGCACUUCAUAUCGAAUUGCAAUCGGGAGAUGCUGAGCUGUCAUUAGAUACUGAUGAAUCGUAUGAUUUGUGGAUUCCCACUGCCGCGCCGUUGUUGUUAUCUUUGAAGGCGCAGUUACGAGCGAAAACUGUGUAUGGAGUCUUGCAUGGACUGACUACGCUCUCGCAACUGGUUUACGAAAAUGAUGAAAUGUUGGUUUUACCAUUCGCGCCGCAUCGUAUCAUUGAUUCACCGGAAUAUCGACAUCGUGGUCUAUUGUUGGAUACUUCAAGGAAUUAUUAUCCGGUCGAAGAUAUUUUGCGCACACUAGAUGUAAUGAGCUGGACCAAGUUAAAUGUAUUUCAUUGGCACAUAGUGGAUCAACACAGCUGGCCGGUAGUCAGUGAAGUUUUCCCAGAGUUGAGUGAGAAAGGUGCAUAUGAUCCAAAGAAAAUGAUUUAUACGCGACAAGAUAUCGAUACAAUCGUUCAUUUUGCUAGACAGAGAGGAAUUCGAGUAAUUCCUGAAUUCGAUAUGCCUGGUCAUACUGCUUCCAUUGCUCCAAGUCAUCCUGAACUCCAAAUUGGAACGAUGCAACAUGCUUAUGAACCACCAAGCGGCCAAUUCGACCCAACCGCCGACGAAACAUAUGUAUUCAUUGAUAAACUAAUCGCCGAAAUGGCAUCCUGGUUCCCAGAUAAAUAUUUUCACGGAGGUGGAGAUGAAGUAAAUCUACGAUGCUGGUACGAGGCGCCUAGAGUCCAAGAAUAUAUGGCACUCACUAAUAAUACCACCACCAACACCGAUAAUCCUCUUGAUACCAACAUCCAAUGUAAUUACAAUGAUCCCGAUAUAAUAAGCACAACAAUGGAACCUCUUGUCCACAAAUUUGUCACUAAACAACAUGAAAUUAUCAGAAAUCAAGGAAAAAUUCCAAUGGCAUGGCAGGAACUAAUCGUUAAUCAGCGCUUGAAUCUUGGCAAAGAUAUAAUUGUGCAGGUUUGGAAUGGUGAUGAAAAUGUAAAGCGGGUGGUUCACGCUGGGUAUAAGGUUGUCUCGGGGCCGGCUGGGUUUUGGUAUCUGGAUUGUGGUCAUGGAAAUUGGUUGGGUAACUAUGUCGAAGGAAAUAGUUGGUGCGGUCAUUUCAAAACUUGGCAAUGGAUGUACACUUAUAAUCCUCGAAACGGGCUCAAUAAAAAAGAAGCAGAAUUAGUCAUCGGAG